UUGAACUCGGUCGCUCAUAAAUAACACCUUUCUUGCACACGACGGCCGACACGUUGUUUAUCUUUCAAUUCUUUUAAUUUCAUUUUAUUUAUUGCAUUUAAUACCAAUAGUAUCAAAAAAAGAAUAAUGACGAGCGUAUUUUAUGUGGAGCCUGAAUUAGUCAUUGCCUUAAAUAGACGCGCAAUAUUUGUGAAUCCCAAUGAUUUGCAGAUUUUUAAGGAAAUACUUUUACCAGAGGAUUUGACCAAAUGCGGCUUGGUAGCAGAAGCCAAUGAAGAUGGUGAACAAGAUAACGAGAAAUCACACAAACAAAACCAGACAAAAGAACAGCCCACAAUACAACAUGUUAAGAUGUCACCCAAUCGUCAAAUGGUGGCCAUUACCACGUCCGGGCAAAAAGCUGUUUUGCUGUAUACUCUACGUCCAGAACAUGCCAAAUUGGUAUCGGUUAGAAAUUUGGCUCGUGCAUCUAGUGCAGUUACAUUUAGUCCGGAUUCUAAACGUUUAUUGGUUUGUGAUAAGACUGGAGAUUGUUACGAAUAUAGCUGUGAAGAUUUUGAGGCAGCUCCAAAAAUACUUUUGGGUCAUCUGAGUAUUGUCUAUGAUGUUUUGUGGUCUCGGGAUGAAAAAUAUAUUGUUACAUGUGAUAGAGAUGAUAAGAUACGUGUUACCAAUUACCCUGAAACAGCAGAAAUCCAUACAUAUUGCUUGGGUCACAAGGAAUUUGUUGCGGGAGUGACGCUUCUAAAUGAUGAUACCUUGGUCUCAAUUUCUGGCGAUAAAACUCUUAAAAUUUGGAACUAUAAAGAAGGCAAAGAAGUUAAAUCAUUAGAAUUACCAGCUCCAGGUAUAAAAUUAGCUUUAAAGCGUAAAGAUUCAAACAAAUUUGAAUUGGCUGUGUUGCUACAUCAACCCAACGAAUGUGUAGUACUCUAUCAAAUAUCAAUAGGAGAUAAUGGACAAUGGGAAGUCAGUUCCGGCGAUGUACUAAGUUUCCCUGAUGUAAUUUGCUGCAACAUAACAUACGCCGAAGAACGCCUAUAUGUAGUAGGCGUUGUUAAUGAUCACUUGACAAUUAGAUUAUCACCUCAAAGCCCUGAAGCUCCGGAAAAUUGGUUGAGCGUAAUGGAGGAACAAUUCAAGGACUGUACAUGGACACCCGAAGAUAUCUCCGCAUGGUUUAAAAAGAAAUUCGAUAACGUAAGCGAAUAUUUGGAACGUAAAAAGAGACGCAUUGAAGAGAAGCAAAAAUAAAGUGUACAAAACUUUUUGUAUUUUACAAA
Messenger RNA from Musca domestica (house fly), 1283 nucleotides. RefSeq names its product tRNA (guanine-N(7)-)-methyltransferase non-catalytic subunit wuho (gene wuho). Gene Ontology annotation, molecular function: tRNA (guanine(46)-N7)-methyltransferase activity; protein binding. Gene Ontology annotation, biological process: RNA (guanine-N7)-methylation. Lineage: Eukaryota; Metazoa; Arthropoda; Insecta; Diptera; Muscidae. The transcript has a single exon. The record is from RefSeq and is a predicted model, not a curated record. Gene Ontology annotation, cellular component: tRNA methyltransferase complex; cytosol; nucleus. The coding region runs from base 127 to 1254 and encodes 375 amino acids.